This is a messenger RNA of Cajanus cajan (pigeon pea), 1190 nucleotides long. NCBI's taxonomy places the organism in Eukaryota, Viridiplantae, Streptophyta, Magnoliopsida, Fabales, Fabaceae. The record is from RefSeq and is a predicted model, not a curated record.
UGUCCUUAUGUUGUCUAUGUUUAUUAUGCGCUGAUGGUGCAACCUUCAGGUGCGGUUCAAUGUUUCUUCUGAUUGUUUCCCGCUACCAGAAAGCAUUUUCAAAAAGGCAAUCAAGGACAAUUACAAUGAGAAGAACAAGUUCAAAACAGAACUUACUGCUCGACAAGUUAGGAAGCUCACUGAACUUUUCCGACCAGUUGACGUUCGUUCAGGUUUGCCACCUGUUCGCACUCCUCCAAAAGCAAUAAUUCAUGAUAGGGAUGCUCUUGAUGGUGGUAGGGGAUCGUGGUCCCAUUUGCACAGGGAAAGAGAUCCCCAAAUCGAACGGCGAGAGGAAAUUCCUCAUGAUUUAUUUCUUACUGAGAAGAGCUACCGAGCUUAUGGUCUCCAAGGAGAUAGAAGGAAUGUGAUUCCAGCCUCUCAGGUUAAUCCUAUGUUGGAUCCUUAUGAGAGGGAUUAUGAAAGACAGCACCUUCAUCCUGUGGACCCUGUCUACCGUAAUAAUGUCCCUGCACACACAGAAAGUCUUCAUGCUGGUCCUCGUCAUCUGAAUGAGAGCGAACACCAGGCCUAUUUGCAUGGUGGAGUUUCUGAACAUGCAGACGAUCCUUAUCACCGGUAUCGCUAUGGUGCUUCACCAAGGGAUCCAUAUUUUCCAUCUAGGAGUAGAGAGGAAAUCUCUUCAAGGUCUUAUUUGGCUGGGGGAAGAACUUUGAUUGGAAGUGAUUCCUUGCAAAGGAGAGAGGCUGUUCAGGAUAGGCUUUACUCAACAUAUUCUGCGGCUGAUGCUUUGUCUGAAUACAAUCGGAUGCAACACUACCAAGAGAGCUUGGAAGCAACAGCUGUACCAGUUUCAUCCCGUUACUCUUUUGCUGGUCCUUCAUAUUCACUUCGCUAAAUCAAACAAGCACUUUUGAAAACCCUCUUGUCAUGUCUUCCUUAAGAUUAUCUUCUAUUGUGGACAUUAAAGAACUGUAUGAAUCCAACUUGAGUUUUUUCUUAGGCCUCACUCUGAACUGGGAAAACAUUUGUUCAUUGUGUCUGAGAUUAGAUGUGCAAAAUACCAUUGAUAAUGACAAUUGACCUUGCAGACACUAGUAGCUUUGCAACUUUCAAAAUUUGUGGUUUAUAGUUAAUUGGCUUGUGCUGUUUUAACAGAUAAGAACAUAAACCAGCAACGUUUCAAUCGA